This is a messenger RNA of Onychostoma macrolepis, 1535 nucleotides long. Its product is annotated as cyclin-dependent kinase 12-like. The record is from RefSeq and is a predicted model, not a curated record. The coding region runs from base 1 to 1482 and encodes 493 amino acids. The transcript has 2 exons. NCBI's taxonomy places the organism in Eukaryota, Metazoa, Chordata, Actinopteri, Cypriniformes, Cyprinidae.
AUGAAGGGAGACACCUUUGAGGGCACAGCAGUGUGCAGCGCAGAGCAGGCGGCACUAGAGAAACUUCCAGAGGCAUCGCUGAUGAAGGCGAGUGAGAGUGAGGCCUUCGACUUCACUGCCAAAAACAGGAAUAUGGAGAAAGAGAAGGAAAGACAGGUGAAGAGAAAGGUGAAGAAGGAGGGAGAGAUGAAUGAGGGAGCAAGUCAUAAAGACAAGGCAGAAAAAGAAAGAGAGACACUUAGCCUUGAAAAGAUAAAGGAUAGAGGACAUGUGCCGCAGAAAAAAAGACAGUCUGCCAAAUUAAGAAAGAUGCAGAGUCUAGAAAAUUUGACGGAGGGAGGAAGUGAGCAUAGAGAGGCUGGAGAAAAGAAAAAGAAGAAGAGAAAACUGAAGGAACGAAAGACCACUGAGCCAACUCCGCUUCUUGUGGAGGUCAAACCUCAGAAAACUCUAGUCAGUCCUCCAGUGAGAUCUUCCUUCUUGACGCCAAUAGAAGGAGAACUUCCAGUGUUUCCAAGUGUCUCUGAAGACCUUCCUCUACCAGCUGCUCGCUUCAGGCCCCUGCCGCCAGUGACCAAACCGCCCAUGUAUCCUCAAAAGCCAGCUCCUGCACCAGAGAAAGUGUCCCUGCCAUGUUCUUCUCUUCAAGUGGAUCCUCCUAAACCGUUGGCAGUUCCUCCACGUCCCACUCCAGCACCUGAUGAACUGUUUUCCCUCCGACGCUCCCAAGUGAGGCCUUCCAAACAACUGGUGGUUCCUCUGAGCCCCAUUCCUGAAUCUGAUGAAGUUGCUGAUCUGCAACGUUCUUCAACUCAAGUGUGUCCUCCCAGCCCGGUGAAGCCUCAGCCGUCCACUUCUUCCCUGGUUGAGCCGCCUCCACAACUCAUGCUCAUCGACAUAGAGGAUGAGGAGACCGAGUAUGUGGAGUACACAGGGAAGACCAUUCGGGCCUGUGACUUAUCCAAGUCUGAACGCCCCCGACCGCUGGAGGCUGAAAUGAAACCGAGACGGAUGGUUGCUUGGUUGGAGAGUGACAACGAGGUGCUGGAGGAAGUGUGGGCGAGUGAAGUGGUGGAGGUCCAGGGAUGUGAGGACGAGAAAGCUAACCCUGAUGAAAUGGGAGACUCCAAGGUCAUAGAAGGGCAUUUGGAUGAUGCCUCUCAGAAAAAGAAGGAGUUGGAUGAGCACAUGAUGAAGCUGUUCUGUGUAACCUCUCCUGAAGGUCCCAAAAAUGAGACCCAGCACAAUGUGAAUGUCCAGGAAGAGCCAAAGAGCAAGAGAAAAGUGCCACGUUUUCUGUUCAUCUGGGCAGAAGAGAAGGCCAAGAAAAAGGAGGAGAAGACAAUGAGGAAGGAGAAGGAGCGAAGAGAAAAAGAGUUGCUGCUUGAACGCUACAGGAACGAUCCAAAACUGAAGCACUUGUUGAUCAAUAAGCACAACCGCCACUACUGCUCCCUUUCCAAACAUCCUCUUCACCUUUAACCUAUUGCGCAAUUCUGUGUACAAAUAAAAAAACUUUGCAAACUAAAUGUUGA